UGCCGUUCGAAAUGAUACAUUAAGUUGAUUGCGGUACACAUUUUGAAAAACGCAGUAUGUAUUCCGUCCUCACAUAUCACCGAAUCGAAAAAUUUCAAAAGCUUGUUCGGUCGAAACCGAUUGCAGAUUCGUCUUCUCCAUGGUUGAUUAUGUGGUACGCAAUAACGUUUCGAUCGGGGUACUUUAGAAAAAAAUUUUCCCAGGGUCUUGCUCAAAAAUUUUUCCAAAUGUUACCGUAUGGGACCAAACGCAAAACGAUGUCGAAAAUUGUUUCUAAAGUACCCCGAUCCAGAAGUUAUCGCGUACCACAUAAUCAACCAUGGAGAAGACGAAUCUGUAAUUGGUUUUGACCUAACAAGCUUUUAAAAUUUUUCGAUCCGGUGAUAUGUUUAUUGGUUCUAUAUUGUUUUGAUUUAACCGUUUAAAAGUACACCUAAUACUGCUGUUUCUAGUUACUGAUUUAUUUGGAAUGUGUUCUAUGUAAAUAAUAAGUUGUAGAAUGGCUUCUGGAGGAAUAACAACAGCAGUAGGUGAUGCUGUGGGAAAUAAGAAACCAUGGAUGGGUAUGUCAAUAAAAUAUAAUUCAGGUAAUGAAACCAUGGAAUCAGAACUCAGUGACCAAGAUUUAUACCAAAAUCAAACGAACGAUACAACUACGCCGAUGGUAGCAAAGAAAGGAAAAACUAAACCGAUCAACAGUACAACUACUCAAAACGCUUCCACAAGUGACUUAAUUAAUGUACGCAAAGGUGAUCUGAUAAAGCAGAAUGCAGACGUAAUUGUUUUAACCACAUCAUCACUAACUUUAAUGAACCUUAUAUUUAAACAAGCUGGGGAUACCGUAAAAACCGAAUUUGAGACCGAAAUAAGACAAAAUAAAGGCGCAUUUCUUAUUUCAACAUCUUCCGGACAAUUGUCAUGUAAGAAAAUUUAUUUUGUAUCGUGGAUACCUAAUAAAAACGUGACAAUUCUUGCUCAAUCAAUUAGUAAGCUUGUUUCGAUUGCCAUACGAAAAGCUAUACACGAACAAUGGCAAAGUAUAGCGUUUCCCGCUAUUGGCUGUGGUGAAUAUGGAUGUGCGACGGAUGUUGUAGCGGAAACAAUGGUAACAGGGGCACAUGAUCAGUUGAAACUUUUAAAUACAAAUCUGGUUAUAUCAUUUAUCGUACAACCGGACCGCGAUAACAUUUAUGAAGAGUUUCAUAAAAAUAUUCGGUUAUUAGAAAAUAAUCACUCAACUGAUAACGUUCAAACGAAAAUUGAGGCAAAUGUAGCAAAAGGAACAAUUGAAGUCGUUGAUGUUAUUGUUGGUUGUUCGUCAUCUGCAUCACUAAAGCGAUAUAUAGUGAAAGCUGCCGGAGUAACUAUUGAAGAAUCUUACAACAAUGAAAUUAAAAGUAAUCCGAACGCACUUUUAAUCUCCACUCCACCUGGUAACUUAUCUUGUAAAAGAAUAUUUUUUGUAUCAUGGACACCAUAUACAGAUGAAACAAUACUUCGACAGUCGAUUAUUGAUUUUAUGUCAAAUUCAAUCCAAAAUGCCAUAGCGCAUAAUUUCAAAAGUAUUGCAUUUCCUGCUAUUGGUUGUGGCGAUUAUAAUUGUUCGAUUGAUAUUGUUGUUAAAACAAUGGUUAAAGAAGCAAAAAAUCAGUUAACAAUAAGAAAUGUUCCCCUUCAAAUUUUGUUUAUAAUACAACCGAAUAAACAAAAUAUAUACGAUGAAUUUUGCAAGCAAGUUGUUUCAGCAGAAACAUCCAAUGUAUCAAUGUAUUAUCAAUUACCUAAAACAUGGGAGCAUUCAGCAAAUGGCGAUAGACGUUUUAAGCUGAAAGCAAAUAGCGAUGAAUAUAAAUUUGUUAUUAACGAAUUUAAUAAUACAAUGAAUGGAAAAUAUUCACAAAUAGUUCGAAUAGAACGUAUACAAAAUGAACGAUGGUAUAUGCAAUAUUUGGCACAUCGUGCAGAUUUUAAAAGACGUCUCAAUAAAGAAACAGAAAAACAUUUAUUUCAUGGAUGUCCAGAACAAGCUGCAACAGCAAUUAUUGGAGAUUGUUUCAAUAGAAGUUUUGCUGGAGUUAAUGCGGAGGGUAUCGCAUUUCAGGUGAGGUCGAGUCCGGUUCUGGUUGAACAUUGUGCGGCGCAAUUUAAAAUAUAG
Molecule: messenger RNA, 2155 nt
Organism: Didymodactylos carnosus
Lineage: Eukaryota; Metazoa; Rotifera; Eurotatoria; Philodinida; Philodinidae
Source: the annotation of a GenBank genome assembly